UCUUCUGUUCAGAAGACUGCAGAACCAAAGGACUUGCUGGGGUGCAUGCUAGAGAGUGUAAGAUAUUACCUUAUCUCAUGGAACUUCAAAUAAGUGAUGAGGAAGUCUGCAAUGCUUUCAGAACAAUAAUUCAUACCACAUUCCGGGCAUUGAGGGAGAAGCUGCCAGUGCUCCAAAGGGAGGCGAAGGAACUUCCUCCAGAAAAGUUUGGGUUUGAUGAGAAUGGCAUCUACAGUUCUUCAGAUUACAGAUCUGUGUACCAUAUCAGUGCCUAUAAUAAUAAGAAGCCGAUUGUAAAACUGUAUAAUUAUUGCAUAAUUGCUUUCAUUCUAACGAAGAUACUUCACAGAAGCAAGUCAUUUUUCAUUGAUGAAUUGGGAAAUGCCUUCGACCCAAGUGAUGAGGAUUGCAUAGCAACUGGCACAGCUCUUCUGUAUCAAUUUGCUCACAACAGUGUGUUUUUUGAGGUGUCUGAUAUGAAGGUAUGUACCCGAACCAACAAGACAGAUAAUCAGGGUAUUGGAUCAGCAUUGUUUCCUUCAGUUUGGUUGAUAAGGCACGCUUGCAAUCCUAAUGCUGCUCACUACAACAUUGGUUCUGUGAGAGUGGUGAGGUCUGUUAUGUCAAUUCCCAAAGGUUCAGAAGUAACGCUACUGUAUUCUGAAGGGUACCAACAUUUGCCAUUGUCAGCAAGGAAAGCAUUUUUACAGGCCCGCGGAAUUAAGUGCUCAUGCCAGGCCUGUAGGGAAAACUGGCCUACUGAAGCUGAACUUCCAGAAGAUGUGAAAAUGAAAUGCGUCAAGUGUUCAGAUCCUAUCGUUGAAAUAGAUUUCAAGCCUGCCUGUAUAGGAUGCAACAUUCAAUAUGCAAAAACUUCUGCAUCACAGAAAGAUCCUACAGUCAGAAAGUUUUGGUCCGCAGUGGAGGAAGUUACUAAUGCAGAGCAUAAGUAUGAGAAAGUUCUCGCAAAGAUUGGCAGAGGAAAUGAACUUACCAGAACAGAUCUUCAGAACAUUAGCAAUUUUAUUAUUGCAAUGGAAAAGCAUGUAUCAUUGCCUUGUCGAGCUUUUUGUAAAACGCGCACUGUUAUGAUGCAAUACUUUAUGAGAGAAUGAAUGAAAUACUCGGUUGUAUUAUGUUUCCAAUGAAGUCUGUGUUGCUAAUGAUCAAGUGCAGUACAUGAAAUUUAUAUUGCACUGCAUAUCCUUGGUAAUUUAUCAUAAGAAUCCACAAUUUUUCAUUAUACAGUGUUGUUACCAAAAAUUAUGUGCAGUUCAGUGGUUGCUACUGACUUGAAAAAUACAAUUAUUUAUAGCCAUUGCCUUUGCUUUUCUUUCUUAAAAAAUAUAUUCUUAGAUAUUGCUGAUAUAGUAUCAGUGAUUUGUUUAUGAUGGUUCUUCAUAUGUACAUUGUAUUUCAAGUACUAUACAUAUUAGCUGUUGACAGCCAGUUCCUAGGUAUUGUUGAAAAUUUGUACGUACUCAUAUUGUUGAGUCCCCAUUUUUGUAUUUUCAUUAAAUUUUCUUCAUCUUGAGACUUAAUUCAGCUUAAAAAUUGUCACAAAUGCCUGUUAUCUGUUUUCUAAUACUAAGUCCUUGUGUAUCUGCAUGUAUGGAUAUUAUUUUAUGAAGAAAUUUUUUUUAAUCACAAGCUACAGUGUAGUCUGUUGGUAAUUAAGACAAAAUUGAAGGAAUUUGCAGCAAAGAUUGUCUCAGAAGAAAGUGAAUGAUGAACAGUUCUUUAGCUGGGGCUGUUGAGAUACUACAAAGAUUAAAUAAAAAUUCCGGAGUGAA
Macrobrachium nipponense is the source of this 1793-nucleotide messenger RNA. Its product is annotated as SET and MYND domain-containing protein 4-like. NCBI's taxonomy places the organism in Eukaryota, Metazoa, Arthropoda, Malacostraca, Decapoda, Palaemonidae. The record is from RefSeq and is a predicted model, not a curated record. Gene Ontology annotation, molecular function: histone deacetylase binding. Gene Ontology annotation, cellular component: cytoplasm; nucleus.